AUGGCAACAUUCGAAAUAAUCGAAAAAGAAGUAAACAAUGCGAGGGAUAGAUUGAAUAAGGCGGAGGAGAAGUUAGAGGAAUUCGAAAAGAGGUGGAAAGAAAAGAAAUUAUGGGAGUUGGGGAAGAAGUUGGAACAUAGAGAAGAAAAAAAUGAGGAGCAGAGGCAAGUGUGGAAAAGACAGCGAGACAUAAUGCAAUUAUUGAAAUUUGGUGAAGAAAAAGCCUCCAGGUGCCUCUUCUACACAGUUAUAUUGAUGCACCCAAUCUUUGGUCAAUUUGUGGAUGAUUGUAAAGAUGGAAGGCCCGCUUCAGAAGAUUUUCUGUUUAUUUUGAAACUAUCAUACUAUAUGUCUAUGUUCUAUAAUAGUGAGAGAGAACGUGCAGAGAAUCGUUAUACAACAUAUGGAUCUUUAAUAGCAGGCAAAUAUUAUUAUGCUAAUGUGGAAGCCAAAGUUAAACUCGGUUCAGGUGGAGAACCUUUAUUUCUAACAACUAUCUAUUAUUUAAAUAUGGUGCGUGAGAAUGCAAUGAAAUACCCUGGGAUCUACGGCUUUUCUGGGUCAACAUGUCCAAAAAAAGUUCAUAUGGACCCAUUAACUCCUAUGUUUCCCCUUGCUUGGAAUCCUUAUGAGAAAGAUUUGGGAGAUACAACUGUUUAUUUUAAAUAUGUGUUGCAACCCAUAAAGGAAAAGUUGAUUUUCUUUGCUAAAAAUGACAUGGAUAAAAACAUUUGCAUCAAAUUUGUUCAUCAAUACUCAGCAGAUGCUCACAAUCAUUGUACUAACAAAGCUUAUGCACCUCAUCUUCACAGUUGUGAACAUAUUCCUGGUGGAUGGUUAAUGAUAAUCAUAGAUCUGAAUGCAUACUUCACAUAUGAUCCAUGUUCUCGCAGCUUUCCAUCUGUUGAUGAAGUUAAAAGCAAGAUUAAUGACAUUGUUAAGCAUCUUCAUGAGUGUGACUGGGUUCAUGGAGAUUUGCGUAGUGUUAAUUUCUUGGUUAGAAUUAAUGGAAAUAAUAAUUUACCCCUUGUUAUGCUGACAUCACUGGUGUGCGCCGGUCAAAUGAAGUUAAGGGUGGAGAGCUGA
Molecule: messenger RNA, 1086 nt
Organism: Funneliformis caledonium
Lineage: Eukaryota; Fungi; Glomeromycota; Glomeromycetes; Glomerales; Glomeraceae
Source: the annotation of a GenBank genome assembly